Molecule: messenger RNA, 1302 nt
Organism: Cuscuta europaea
Lineage: Eukaryota; Viridiplantae; Streptophyta; Magnoliopsida; Solanales; Convolvulaceae
Source: the annotation of a GenBank genome assembly
CAAACCUUUACAUGGUAUCAAGAGCCAUACUCCAACGAGCCUAAAUUAAAACUUCUGUCAUUUUUUUUCUGUAUCCAUGGCUAUCACCGCCGACACCCCAAUCAUCUCCAUCACUGCCGCAUCUCAUUUUCCAAUCAAACUCACUAGCUCCAAUUUUCCGGUAUGGAAAUGCCAAGUUCAUGCGACCCUUAUCGGUCUUGGCCUUGAUGGCUACUGUGAUGGUACCCUUCCGGUUCCUGCUCCGUUCACCGAUACUGCCAAAACAUGUGUUAAUCCCUGCUACCAGAUUUGGUACCGCCAAGACAAGAUGAUUCUUAGUGCCUUGAUCGGAAGCUGCUCCGACACCAUUCAGCCUCUCAUUUCUUCGGUCGCAACGGCAAAACAGGCCUGGGAUAAACUAGCUCUUACCUACGCUAGCACGUCUCGUGGUCGCAUUAUUUCUCUUAAAACCACACUUGCUCGGACCACCAAAGGCAACCGAUCCAUUGUGGACUACCUCACCGAGAUGCAGGCCAUUUCGGAUGCAUUGGCUCUCGCCCAAUGCCCCUUAGCUGAAGAAGAUCUCGUCAUCAGUAUUUUAAAUGGUCUUGGACCUGAUUACAGUGAGUUGACCUCUGCCAUUCGUGUUCGUCCCACUGCACUUCCUUUGGCAGAGCUUCAAUCUAUACUCCUUGAGCAUGAGCAGCGGCUUCUUGACACAUCUGCCUCUAAUGCUUCUCUCAUACCUACUGCGCAUGUCACUCAAAUUCAUGAACGUGCACAUGCUGCAGAUAGGCGUUCUAUGCAUGAGAAACGUGGUCAACCUCCCAGACAUGGAAGAAGUGAUCCACGCUUUUCUCAAACUCAGCUUGUGUGUCGUUUUUGUCAGAAUUCUGGUCAUCAUGUUCAACAGUGCAGGAAGCUUCAGCGGUUUUUGCGUGACAACAAAAUAACGCUUCACUCCAGCAGUCCGGCCAUCAAUCAUACAGCGGCUACAUCCUCCUUCAACUCACCAUCUUGGAUGUUUGAUAGUGGUGCAUCGCAUCAUGUGACUAAUGAUGCUGCUCUUCUGCCUUCCUUUGUUGAAUAUGGCGGACCCGAUGAAGUUCGCCUUGGUGACGGAUCGGGUCACGGGGGCACCACUUCUACGCGGGGCGAAUCAUCAUGAUGUUUACUAUGCACCAGUUCAUUCCGUUCCUCGAGUCAAUAAUCUCCACCGUGACAUCCAACCGCGGUGGCAUCACACUUUGGGUCAUCCAUCCAGCCGUAUUUUUAGUCUCCUUAUGCGUCAAAAUAAAAAUCUCAUUCAGUGUAAUUCGUCUA